AUGAGUGAACCUGAUAAUCAUCAAGGUCAAGUGGAUGAAAAUCAUGAUUCUACUGUGCCGUCAACUGAUUUCACCGCUGCUCCACAAGAAACUCCACAAUCAAUUGCAGAAGUAAACAUCCCUUCAAAUCAAGAUGAACAACAAAACUCGAAUGUUGUUGAAUCACAAACUUUAGAAAUCCCACAAGAUCAAUCAACCCAAGAGCCAAAGUCUCCUGUUAAAGCUUUCGAAGUUGCUAAGGACUCAAUUACAGAAGAAGAACAACCAGAGAUACAAACUAAUCCUGUCAAUACAACAACUGUAUUACAAGAUAAAACAGAUACUAUAGAAGGUAUUGAUAUCAAUGCAAUUGCAUCAUUCUUGGAAGUCGAUCAAAAUGAGGUCAAUCAAGUUGGUCCAAUCGUGUUACAGAAACUUCAAGCUCGUGUUACUGAAUUUACUGAUCUUAAAUCUGAAAAAUUGGUACUUGAAGUCAAUUUAGAGCAAUCUACUCAUUUAAGUAAUAAACGUGUUGAACUUUUCAAAAAUCAAUUAUCAAAAGCUACAAAAGAGGUCAACAGUUUAAGAGAAUCUAGUUCAGCAUUAGAAGCUUCAAAAUUUGAAUUAGAAAAGAAAUUGACUGAAUUGGAAAGUGAAUAUAAAUCAUCCACAUCUACUUCACAAUUGAAUCAAUCUAAAAUUGAUGAAAUAUUAGCUGAUAAAAGAAGUACAGUUGAACUCUUAGAAAAGAAAAAUAGAGAAAUUGAAGAUUAUAAAAAUGAAUUAAAUCAAUUACAAGAUUCUAAUAGUAAUCUUCGUAAAGAGUUGAUUGAAUUAGAAACUACAAAUCAAACCACUGCUUCAAGUCUUACACAUUCAAAAUUUAAGAUUCAAUCAAAUGAAACUCAAAUUGAUCUAUUAACCAAGAGCAAUGAUUGGCUGAAUAAAGAAAUCAAAACUAUUAGUGAAGAUUUCUCAGAAUAUAGAAAACAAAAAUCACAUGAAUUAUCUACUUUACAAUCUGAUUAUGAUAAUAAAGUUGCUGAAUUUAAUAGUCUGAAAUCAAGAUUUGAUAAUUUAUCUUCAAGAUUUGCUGAAACAAAUACUAAAUUAGAUAAUGCUCUGGUUGAGGUUAAGAAAUUAAACGAUGAAAAAUCUGUUAGUCAAGAAGAAUUUUUCAAAGAAAUUUCAUUAAAAGAUCGUCUUGUUAAAUUACUUACAAAAUCAAAUGAUGAUGCAAAAGCUAAAGUUACACACCUUGAAGAACUAUUAGAUAAUUCAAAAUCUGAUGUUGCUAAUGAAUCUGGUGUUUUGAAAACAGAACUUGAAAAAUAUCAAAGAUUAGUCGAACAAAACGAACUCAAAAUUCAACAACUUGAAACAACUAUUGAUGAUUUGACUCGUACAAAUGUUUCAAGUGAUCCUUCAACUCCAGUUUUAACACCUGCAGCUCAAGCAGCAGCAGCUAAAUUUCCAGGUAUAUCAUUAAGUCAAUUAUAUUCUGAUUUCUCAUUACUGAAGAAACAAUUGACACGUGAACGUCGUGCUAAGGAACGUAUGCAACACCAAAUUGAUGCAUUUGUAAAUGAAUUAGAACAAAAGGCACCAUUAAUUAAUGCUACAAAGGAAAGAGUUGAAAUUUUAGAAAAUGAACUUACAAACUUAUCUAUUAUCUUAGAAAAUACUACAAAUGAAAAAGAAUCAAUUGAAAAAUCAUACACUGAAUUAAAUAACAAAUUACAAGCUUCAUCUACACAAAUUUCUACUUUGAAUAAACAGAGGGUGGAUUUAGCUCGUCAAGUACAAAGCUUGCUGGUUCAAGUCUCUAUUCGUGGUGAUUCUCAAGGUCCUUUAACUCCUGCUGAAAAGGCAGCUUUCAAUAGAAUUGCCAAUGGUGAUGAAGUUGUUAACCAAAGUGAUACUGAUAGAUUAAUUUCUGAAAGACUGGUUGUUUUCCAAAAUGUUGUUGAUUUACAAAACAAGAAUCAAGAAUUAUUACGUAUUACUAGAGAAUUAGGAUCAAGAUUAGAACAAGAAGAACAAACUUCGAAAUCAAGACUGGAAAGUUUAGAAAGCUCAGCUAUUAGUGAAGCUAAAGAUGCUAUCAUUACAUUACAAGAAGAAAUCAAAUCUACUGAAACUAAAUUAAAUUCAGUUACAAGAGAACGUGAUAUGUUCAGAUCAAUGCUGUCAAAUAAAUCAACUCAAAAUUAUCAAAAUAUUCUUACAGGUGACUUAUCCUCAUCAGCUCCAAACAACACAGAUGAAUCAAGUAAACAACGUUUAGAUCAAUUAGAAAGAGAAUUAAAACUUACUGAAGAACAAUUGAAAGCUAUCAGAGUUGAAUCUGAAACCACAAUCAAUUUAUUAAACAAACAGCUCAAUGCAUUAUCAUCAGAAAAAUCAGAGCUUGCGAUUAAUCUUGCAAAGGAGAAAUCAUCAAACACUUUAGUUGAAGAAAGAUAUAAAUCAUUACAAGAAAACAUCAAAUAUUCUAGAUCAGAAAAUGUCGAAUUGCGUAAAAGAAGUGAAUUAUUACAAGAAAACUUAGCCAAACAAGAUCAAAGAACUCAACAAGUUGCUGAAGAAUUAAUACAAACUAAAUCAAUGAUUGAAAGUUUGAGAUCAGAAACUUCCAAUUUGAAAGCUGAAAAACAAUUGUGGAAGUCCAUUGAAAAGAGAUUAACCGAAGAAAAUAUUUCCUUAAUUGAAGAAAAAUCAAAAUUAAAUAGCUUAUUAGUUAACCUGCAAAGUUUGGAAAGAGAACGUGAAUCUAAUGCUUCUGAAUCCCAAAAACGUUUGGUUGCUCAAACUGAAGCUUUAGAAAAAGAAGUUUCAAACUUGAGACAAAAGAUCAAUGAUGGUGCUAAUGAAUUGAAAGAUGUUUUAACUCGUAAAGAAGCUGAUGGUCAUGUUUAUCAAGAAAAGAUUGAUGCUUUAAGAUCUGAGAUUGGUACUGCUAGAGAAGAAUUGAUAACAAAGAAAGCUGCUUUAGAUCAAGUUCAAGCUCAAGUUGAAAUUUUAACUUCCAAAUUAGCAUCGACUGAAACUAGAUUAAGAGAUUUGCAAAACAUCACAAGUUCAGAAACUUCUGAAUCAACAUUGGUUCAGGAAACUUUACAAUUGAGAUCUGAAUUAGAAGAAGCUAAAGCCAACUUAGAAGAAUCAAGUAACAAUGUUCUUGAAUUUAAAAAGAUUGCUAGUGCCGCCGAAGAAGCUUUGAAGAGCAUGAAUGAAACUUUUGAUGAUUACAAGACAAAUACUGGUAAUAAAGUUGCAAAAAUAGAAAGUGAAAACAAGACACUCAAUGAACAAGUUUCAGUUUUAAAUGAUCAAAUUACAUCUUUGAAUAGUGAACUAAUUCAACAAAAGGGUGCUUCUAUCAAAGAAUUGGAUACUGCUAAAGAAGAACUUGAAACAUUACGCUCAAAAGUUACUGAUAGCUCUAAAUUACAAGAAGAAUAUGAUGCCAAAGUCGCUGUUAUUGAUAGUUCUUAUAGACAACAAGUUGCAAUUGCUACUGAGGCCCAACAAAACUAUGAAAAAGAAUUACAAAAACAUGCUGAAGUUGCUAAAGCUGUUUCACUUUUGAGGGAUGAAUCAAAUGGAUUGAAAGAAACUAUUCAAAAAUUAAGUACAGAAGCUAAACAAUCAAAAGAAGAAUUAGAAAAGUCACGUUCAAGUUGGGAAUUACAAAGAUCAACAUUAGAAGAAGAGUUGACUAAUGCUAAAAAUAGAGUUGAAGAUCUUUCAUCACAAAAUCAUAUAUUGUACAAUCAAAUUGAAUCAUUAUCCGCAAAACAAUCAUCAUAUGAAGCAAGAGAUGUUGAAGACGGGGAUUUGAAUUUGGAUGAUCCAAACAAUGAGUUAAGGGAAUUGAUUGGGUUGUUGCGUCGUGAAAAGGAAAUCUCAGAUGCUCAUUUAGAGGUUGCUAAUAGGGAUUUAAAACGUGUCAGUCAGAAAUUAGAUUUGGUCACCACUGAACUCGAUAGAUCAAGAUUAGAAUUAAACAAAUUACAAAGUCGUGAUGUUGAUGCUGAACGUCUUGCUCAAGAUCAUCAAAAAUUAUUGGAAGAAAUCAACCAAUUGAACCUAUUGAGAGAAAGUAAUACAACAUUGCGUAAUGAACUUCAUAAUAACAGUGCUAGAGUUGUUGUACUUGAAAAGCAACUUUCAGAAUCACAAGCAAAACUUGAACCUUUGGAAACAACUAUUGUUAAGUUGAAUGCUGAAAUUACUCAAAAGGGACAAGAAUUGAGACUCACAAUUGAAGAAAAAGAUCGCUGGAAACAAAGAUCUCAAGAUAUUUUGAAUAAAUAUGACCGUGUUGAUCCUCAAGAACAUGAUAGAAUAAAGGGAGAAAUCAAGACACUCACAGCUAAGAAUCAAGAAUUGACCAAAGAGCUCGAAGAACAAAAGAAGAAUGUUACUGAUACAAGUGAUAGAUUAGAUCGUUUGAAAAAAGAAGCUCAAGACAAAUUGAAGCGUAGCAGUGCUCAUGCCAAAUUAGUAUCAUCUCAACUUCAAGAAGCUCAAAAUGAAUUAAAGACUUUGAAAGAAUCAGGUAAUACUGAUAAUGAUAAGUUACAGAACCAAGUUAAAGAUCUUGAAUCAAAAUUGGCUAAUGCUUCUACAGCUGAUAAAUCAAAAGAAGCUGAACAAGAAGCUGAAAAGGCUAAAAAGGAGCUUGAAACUGUACGUGCAUCUUUGAAUGAAACCAAAGCUGAUCUUGAAAAGUCUAGAGAAUAUGAAAAGAAGUUUAAUGAAUUAUCUGCAUUAAAAGUAGAAUUGGAAAAUAAAGUCAAAUCAUUAGAAAAUGAGAUUAAAGUUUUGAAAGAAUCUUCAAAUAGCACAUCAUCAAAUGAGCCAAACACUGAGCCUUCAGCUGAGCUAAAUACUUUACAAGAGCAGCUAUCAGCCAAAAAUCAAGAAAUCGAAGAGGUUAAGAAACAGUUCGAAGCUGAAAAGGAAAAAUAUAAAACUGAGCUUGCUGCAAAAGCUGUAUCAUCACCAGCUCCACAAAAUACAUCUGAAGAAGCUUUGAAAGCACAAGAAGCCAAGUUACGUGCUGAAUUUGAAACUGAAUCCGCUAAAAAGGUUGAACUUGCUUUGGAAGAUCUGAGAAGAAGACUUCGUGAACCAAGUGAAGCUAAGAUUAAAGCAGUAAUUGAAUCAAGAUCUGAAAAACUUAAAAAAGAAACUGAAGCCAAAUUGAAAGAAUCCACCACCAAACUGGAACAAGAAUAUAAGAAGAAAUCUGAAGCUUUAGAGAAAGAAUUUAAAGAAAAAUUAAGUAAAGCAGGUGCUUCAAACGGCUCGGAAUCCCCAGAUGUUGCUAAAAUCAAAGCAGAAUAUGACGAAAAAGCUGCAGAGUUGAAAAAAGAGUUAGAAGAAGUCAAAAAGAAGUCAUUCAAUGAGGGUCGUGAAGCUACUCUGAAGGAGACUGGUAUGCGUACCAAAUUAUUACAAGGUAAAGUUGAGAAACUUACAAAGGAAAAGAAAGAACUGGAAGAAAAAUUAAAUGCUACCAAGUUACCAUCUAUUCCAGGAAAACCAAAUAUCCCACCUAAUGUUAAUCAGAAUCGUGGCAACUCCAAAAUACCAGUGAACCCUGGAAAACAACAAGGUAGAGUCUAUCCUCACAAUGUCCAACAACAACUUAAAUCUCAAAAUCAACAGCAAGGUCAAAACGCUGGUGGAAAGAAUGAAAACUCAACACUAAAACGUCCUGCUGAUCAACAACCAACAGCUGCUCCACAAGAAAAGAAAAGUAAAAAUGACAAUUAA
Messenger RNA from Hansenula ciferrii, 5766 nucleotides. RefSeq lists its product as uncharacterized. Lineage: Eukaryota; Fungi; Ascomycota; Saccharomycetes; Phaffomycetales; Wickerhamomycetaceae. The record is from RefSeq and is a predicted model, not a curated record. Gene Ontology annotation, cellular component: nuclear pore. Gene Ontology annotation, biological process: mRNA export from nucleus; protein import into nucleus. The transcript has a single exon. The coding region runs from base 1 to 5766 and encodes 1921 amino acids. Gene Ontology annotation, molecular function: structural constituent of nuclear pore.